CCUUACUAGUAUAUUUGUGAUUGUGGGGGUGCAUGGUUGGAGCUGUACAGAAAGAGACUGCUGCUAUUUCUUCACCUCCUUCCUUCGUUUGUUGCUGAUCUUUAUCUUUCUUCAUCUUCUUUCUUUCUUUUUGCCUUCCCUAGAUAGCUAAUUCCAUGAGAGAUGGGGAACUGUCAAGCCAUAGAUGCUGCAGCCUUGGUCAUACAGCAUCCCUGUGGCAAGAUAGAGAGGCUUUAUUGGCCAAUUUCAGCUAGUGAGGUCAUGAGAUUGAAUCCUGGUCACUAUGUUUCUUUGAUUAUUCCAUUGCCUCUAUCUGGGGAUCAAGAUAAAGAUAAUAGCCAUCAGAAGAAGACUACUGUUCAGUUCACUCGUGUCAAGCUUCUUAGGCCUACUGAUACUCUUGCACUUGGCCAUGCUUAUCGUCUUGUUACUACUCAAGAAGUUAUGAAGGUGUUGAGGGCAAAGAAGCAUGCGAAAAUGAGGAGGCAGCAGCAGCAGCAGCAGCGGCCGGAAUCAGUUGAGAAGCCUCAGAUGGCAUCAGAGAAGAAGAGUUUGGAUUGUGAAGCAGAAAACAGACCUGCUGACACUGAGAAGGAUAAGGAGAAAGAUCAUCAGGUAUAUAUACAUAUAUCUCUCACUAGACCUCUUAUCAUUCUAAGCUUUUUCUUUAUUUCUUUUUUCGAUCAAUUUCAUAUUUAUGUUAUUUCAAUAACUACCAUAUUAUUGGAACUGGUUUAAUUAUGUCUCAAACAAAUUGCUGCUUGAAGAACUAUUACUUUCUUUCUUCAAUUUCGUAAUCAAGCAGACAUCGGCUGGUGGCGUUGAAGGAACUCUAAGAUAAUAGAAAUAGCUUUGUCAACCAUACAAAGAUUAUCCUUUAAUAUGAAGAGGGUCCAUGAUCAUAGUAGAUGAUGAUGGAGAAUUUUCAACCAUAAGAAUAUUAUUAUUCAUUUUUAAGUAUUUUCAUUAUUAUUAAUGAGCCAUUGACCUUCUGAUAAAGUUGCAAAAACUUCAGGCGAUUAAAAGUGAAAGACGCCGACCAAGGGCGUCAUCAAUCACCUCCACUGCACUCAGGUCAAAGUCCUGGCGCCCCACAUUACAGAGCAUCUCUGAGGCUGCGAGCUGAGCUGACGGUGUUAGUCAUAUAUGGCACAUGAAAAAUGCAGGAGAUUGAUUGCUUCCAACAUUUCUGGAGGUUAGUCAUAUGUGGAAUACUCCUUGUACACAGCAAAAUAGAUUUAUUCAUCAAUCGAUCAAAGGAGAAGUGUUAUUAGAUGUCAAAAGCAUUGUCAAUCAAAGCUACCAGUUUCAAACCAUUUUCAAGUAAAAAGAAAUCUGUAUAGCUACAAAGAUGGCAAUGGAUCUAACAUUGUUUUACAAGUAA
Hevea brasiliensis (rubber tree) is the source of this 1384-nucleotide messenger RNA. RefSeq lists its product as uncharacterized. The record is from RefSeq and is a predicted model, not a curated record. The transcript has 2 exons. The coding region runs from base 163 to 738 and encodes 191 amino acids. NCBI's taxonomy places the organism in Eukaryota, Viridiplantae, Streptophyta, Magnoliopsida, Malpighiales, Euphorbiaceae.